CGCUCUCUCUUUCAAUUUCCUCACCGUUUCUUCCAUUUCUAUUGGUGUCGUGCGUUAGUAAUGACAGCACAUAACAUGGCGACGAUAACGGAAUCAUUAGAAAGGUCUUUACAGAACUGUUCGUUGAACCACGAAAGAAGAACCAGUAACGGCGGCGGAGGCGGCGGUGAGGAUGGAUUAAUAGGGAGUUCGUCUACACCAGACGAGAACAACAACAGCAGCAGAAGCCCUCCAAUCACCGUAUCCGACACUAGCUUGGAGAUCAACUCCCAUCUCUCUCUUCCCUACCAUUUGGAACAAUAUCUUGAUCUAAAGACGGGAGAGAUUUACUACAUAAAUUGGAGGAACGGGAUGAAAGCGAGGGAUGAUCCAAGGACGGCAGCUCAGUACGGCGGAGGUUUUUACUCGGAGGAGGAAGCUGACGAAGAGGAUGAUGGCUCGUAUGACAGUGAAGAGUUUCGAUCGGAGUUAUCUCCUUGUUCGACAAGGGACAACAGCAGGAGCAACAACAACUACCAUGGGGUAGAGAAAGACAAAGAGAAUGUGUUGGUAGUGAGGGGUUACAAGAGCUGCCUCAUGUAUUUCAUGGUCCCCAAACAUGUUGAAGAUUACUCCAAAUGUAAUGGUUGACUCCUUCACUUUGAUCGAUCCCAAACUGCCUCUCCUUGAACCUCAUUUUGUCUUCUUCU
Hibiscus syriacus is the source of this 689-nucleotide messenger RNA. RefSeq lists its product as uncharacterized. The coding region runs from base 61 to 630 and encodes 189 amino acids. The record is from RefSeq and is a predicted model, not a curated record. Gene Ontology annotation, molecular function: protein binding. NCBI's taxonomy places the organism in Eukaryota, Viridiplantae, Streptophyta, Magnoliopsida, Malvales, Malvaceae. The transcript is spliced from 2 exons.